This is a messenger RNA of Myotis brandtii (Brandt's bat), 1210 nucleotides long. Its product is annotated as quinone oxidoreductase-like protein 2. The record is from RefSeq and is a predicted model, not a curated record. The transcript has 10 exons. Gene Ontology annotation, cellular component: mitochondrion. NCBI's taxonomy places the organism in Eukaryota, Metazoa, Chordata, Mammalia, Chiroptera, Vespertilionidae. Bases 1 to 963 code for a protein of 320 amino acids. Gene Ontology annotation, molecular function: oxidoreductase activity.
AUGACCUUCAAAGAGAUCAUGCUGCCUUUGAAGCUACCCCAGCCCCUGGCCAUUGAGGAGGUCGCCCCCCGCCCUGUCGGGCCUCACGAGGUCAGAGUUGAUGUCCAUUUCUGUGGAGUUAACUUUGCUGAUAUUUUGGUUUGCCGUGGUCAGUAUCAGGAAAGGCCCCAUCUUCCUUUCACACCUGGAAUGGAGUUUUCUGGGACAGUAUUGGAGACAGGCACAGAUGUCAGCACAGUUAAAGAGGGAGAUCGAGUUAUUGGCGUGAGUGGCUUUAACAGUAUGGCUGAAGAAUGUAUCACUGACCAGAAGGCACUGUGGCGGAUUCCAGACAGGGUGCCGCUCCGGGAAGCUGCUGUCCUGCCCGUGUCUUAUGGUACUGCUAUUAUGGCCCUGGAGCAUCGGGCAUGUACCCAGCCUGGAGAAACUGUUCUAGUGACGGCAGCAGCUGGAGCCACAGGCCUUGCAGUGAUAGACGUGGCAACAAAUGUUCUCCAGGCCAAGGUAAUAGCUGCCGCCGGAAGUGACGAGAAGUGCCAGCUGGCCAUGCAGAGGGGCGCACAGUCCAGCGUGAACUACAGUCAGGGCAGCCUGAAGGAGGCAGUGAGGAAGCUGGUGGGCAGUGGCGGGGUGAACGUGGUCAUCGACACCGUGGGGGGAGACAUCUUCCUGGACGCUCUCCGCAGUCUGGCAUGGGAGGGCAGGAUCGUGGUGGUGGGUUUUGCUGGAGGAACCAUUGCUUCCGUGCCGGCCAAUCUCCUGCUCCUGAAGAAUAUCUCUGCCAUGGGCGUGUACUGGGGCCGAUACCAAGACCGGAACUUCCCCGUCUUCUCCAGGAGCCUGUCCUCGGCUCUCCAGUACUGCCAGGAAGGGCGCAUCCAGCCAUACGUAGGAGCGGUUUUUAAGCUGGAGGAGUUACAGAUGAAGAAACCAAGACUUGUGGAGGCUAAGACACCUGACUAAUAAUGUGUAGUAAGUGACAGACCUGGAAUCCAGUCCACAUUGGUCUGACACCAGAAUCUGAGAUAGAUUGCUGCUUUUCCUCCUCCCCAUGGACUGUUCCGACAUGCAGUGGGUUUCAUAUGGCCUCUGGAGAGGUCCCACGUGAACAGCAACCAGGGUGUGUCCCCCUGAAGCAAUGACCGCUUCAGAAUCAGUGACACACACCGUGUAGUUCCUCUCCUCUUUCCACUAUUCACUGCGAUUCUCC